ACCUGGGAGAGUUGGGUUUACACUGGUAACCAAGAUGCUGAAUGACUUUAUGUAAACAGUGUGAGGAUGCAGGGGUGUUGACGGAACAAGUCACCAAGGAACCUUCCAGCAUGGACGGGAGACAGGCUGAGAGAGGCGAGCUGCCUCUGAACUUCAGUGGAGCCACACAGCUUGUUUCAGCUGAGGAUCCUAACACCAGUUGGGUUGGUUCCUGCGGUAACGGCUCGUGUCGGUCGUCCUGGCGACCAGGAUGCUCCUACGGCACGGCCGGACUGGUCCUCAUCGCCGUGUUCCCCGCCUCCCUCAGCAUCCUCACUGUCCUCGGCAACGCUCUGGUGAUGCUGGCAAUCACAGUCAACAAGCAGCUGCAGACCAUCAACAACUACUUCCUGUUCAGCCUGGCAUGUGCGGACCUGAUCAUCGGGCUCCUUCCCAUGAACCUUUACAGCCUCUACCUCAUCAUGGGCUACUGGCCGAUGGGAGCAGUAGUCUGUGACCUUUGGUUGGCGCUGGACUACGCGGUCAGUAACGCCUCAGUCAUGAACCUCCUCCUGAUCAGCUUCGACCGCUACUACUGUGUGACCCAGCCUCUGAUCUACCCGGCCCAGCGCUCCCCCAGGGUGGCCGGGGGCAUGAUCGCGGCGGCCUGGCUGCUCUCCUUCCUCCUCUGGGUGCCUGCCAUCCUCCUGUGGCAGCACCUGCACCACACUCUCCCUGAGGGGAAGUGUUACAUCCUGCUCCUCGCCAGUCCCACCGUCACCCUGGCAACCACCCUCCCCUCCUUCUACAUCCCUGCCGCCAUCAUGAUCGUCCUGUACGCCCGCAUCUCCCUGGCCAGCAGGAGCCGGCUGGCCAAGCUGCGCUUGGAGGGCAGGAAGAGGGGGGCCUCUAGUGGUGGAUGCUGGCGCGGCGCGCGCAGGAAGGGUGGAGCUGUGUCCUCUGAGAGGGAGAUGGAGAGUGACUGGGAGAAGGUUCAUGAGGUCGCCUCUGUUGAAGGUGAGACCAGUGUCUGUCCUAAGCAGGACGCACGGCUAUCAAACGCUCCCCUUGAUUCUACAGGGGAGGCCAGAAUAGAAGCCACUUAUGAUAUCCCUCACGCAGCGCCCUCACCCAGAGAGACCACGCCAGACCCCACAGCUGUCCAACACAGCAGAGCAGAGUUCAGCCACCUCACCACAGUGGUUCAACCACACCCUCCUCACAACGGCUCCUGUGCAUCAGAAGCGCUGUAUGCUCUCCCCAGCUUCAGUAGGAGCCGGGCGAAGACCCGGAGGCGGGUUGGAGCGAGGGAGAGGAAGGUGACCAGGACUGUCUUGGCUAUCCUGCUGGUCUUCCUCCUCACCUGGACCCCCUAUAGCGUCAUGGCCGUCAUUGGAACGUUCUGUCACUACUGCGUGCCUGACAGCAUGUGGACCCUGGGCUACUGGCUCUGCUACAUCAACAGCACCAUCAACCCUGCCUGCUACGCCCUCUGCAACCCCACCUUCAGAAGGACCUUCCGCAACCUUCUACGGUGUCGAUGCAGGAACGUGGGAUGGAUGUGCAGGUGAAUGUGACGGAUGUGGAGGUGAAUGGGACGGAUGUGCAGGUGAAUGUGACGGAUGUGCAGGUGAAUGUGACGGAUGUGCAGGUGAAUGUGACGGAUGUGCAGGUGAAUGUGACGGAUGUGGAGGUGAAUGUGACGGAUGUGCAGGUGAAUGUGACGGAUGUGCAGGUGAAUGUGACGGAUGUGGAGGUGAAUGUGACGGAUGUGCAGCUGAAUGUGACGGAUGUGCAGCUGAAUGGGAUGGAUGUGGAGGUGAAUGUGACGGAUGUGCAGCUGAAUGUGACGGAUGUGCAGCUGAAUGUGACGGAUGUGCAGGUGAAUGGGACGGAUGUGCAGGUGAAUGUGACGGAUGUGCAGGUGAAUACGGAUCUCGCGUAGUAUGUCCUCAUAAUAUAAUAGGUUUGUUUGUUAAAACGAUUCUGUUCACUGUUAUUCUGUCCACAUAGUGUCUUCAUGUGAUGAUGGCAAGAUGUCAUAGAGAUGUUUGAUUAGGAGUGAUUAGUUAGCUGUGUUAGAGAUUCUGUAUUGCAACCGAAAUAUUACUUGUUUCAAUACCAGUAUCAUUUGUGUAAAGUGAUAUUUUUUUCAAAGUGUGCCUCCGGUUUUUAUUGCAUUGUACUGUAUAUAUUCAAUAUGCAUAGAUACACUGUAUGAAUUCAUAUUCAUAAUAGAAAUUCAAACAUACCAAACAUAUUGUUGUUAAACAAAAACAGUACAGUUUUAAUUUGUCUUUUUAAACAAACCUCAUUUGUAAUUAUGCCACAAUUUUUCUUCUUUGAUAUCUUACACACUUGCAAUGCCUAUUAAUCUACCAUUUUCUAGCAUAGAACUCAUUCAAUAUAUUCAGUAACACCCUCAAUCAUUGUAGAAGCAUUACGAUAUUUUUCAUUGCAUGAUUUGGAUGUUAAUUACCUAAAGCUGUAUAACUAUCUACAAAUGUUUGAGUUCUUUAAAAUUUUCAGUUAAAACAGGUGAUAAACUCUUGACUAUGAUGACUGAAUUAGGUUUCAUCGUUCCCUAGCAAAAGCAAUAUUUAAAAAGUUUACA
This is a messenger RNA of Osmerus eperlanus (European smelt), 2593 nucleotides long. It is a transcript of the gene chrm4b, whose product is annotated as cholinergic receptor, muscarinic 4b. NCBI's taxonomy places the organism in Eukaryota, Metazoa, Chordata, Actinopteri, Osmeriformes, Osmeridae. The transcript has 2 exons. Bases 111 to 1550 code for a protein of 479 amino acids. Gene Ontology annotation, cellular component: dendrite; plasma membrane; synapse. Gene Ontology annotation, biological process: G protein-coupled receptor signaling pathway, coupled to cyclic nucleotide second messenger; adenylate cyclase-inhibiting G protein-coupled acetylcholine receptor signaling pathway; chemical synaptic transmission. Gene Ontology annotation, molecular function: G protein-coupled acetylcholine receptor activity; G protein-coupled serotonin receptor activity. The record is from RefSeq and is a predicted model, not a curated record.